CGAUGACGUAAGACGUAAUGCCGUCACCAGGCGUGCAAACACCGCCUCUGCCUCUGGGAGUUGAAGUUUCCGAAGGCCUGACGCGUGGAGCCGAGAGCACCUCAAAAAGGCUUUCUGGCCGCACCCUGGCGUUCCCCCUCGGCCCCGCGGCUCGUUUUUUUCAGAAACAACAACUAUGUCAUCUGAAACGCUGCCAGCAUCUAUUGAGCCUGCUAGUGUAGAAAGCAAGCUGGGCGGGAGUGCCAGUGAAGAGGAGAGACAGGAGCCAAGAACUGAUGCAGGCACCGAGACAAUGUCGAAACGACAAAUGAAGAAGCUGCUGAAGCAGAAGCAAUGGGAAGAGCAGCGAGAGCAGCGCAAAGAAAAACGAAAAGAAAAACGCAAGAGAAAGAAAUUAGAACGACAGUGUCAACUGGAAUCCAGCUCGGAUGGAAAUGACAGAAAGCGUAUUCGGAGAGAUGUUGUUCAUAGCAGCCUCCGCCUUAUCAUCGACUGCAGCUUUGAUGACUUAAUGGUGUUAAAGGAUAUUAAGAAACUUCAUAAACAGAUUCAACGAUGUUAUGCAGAAAACCGGCGAGCAGCACAUCCCGUGCAGUUUUACCUGACAAGCCACGGAGGCCAACUGAAGAAGAACAUGAAUGAAAAUGACAAAGGAUGGGUCAACUGGAAGGAUAUCCACAUCAAGUCGGAGCACUACAGUGAAGUCAUAAAAAAAGAGGACCUGGUCUAUCUGACGUCAGACUCACCAAAUGUCCUGAAAGACUUGGAUGAGUCCAAGGCCUACGUGAUUGGAGGGUUAGUGGACCACAACCAUCAUAAGGGACUGACUUUUAAACAAGCAUCCAGUUAUGGAAUUGAACAUGCACAGCUCCCUCUAGCAGAUUUUGUGAAGAUGAACAGUCGAAAAGUCUUGGCAGUUAAUCAUGUGUUUGAAAUUAUCCUGGAGUUCUUGGAAACAAGAGACUGGCAAGAGGCAUUUUUUACAAUCUUACCCCAACGGAAAGGAGCUGUUCCUGCACACAAGGCCUGUGAAAGCUCUCCUCAGGAUCAGCAGUCCAGGCCAGGAGAAUGGGACAGUGCUAGCGAGGGAGAGCAUUGCAGGAGUGACCCUGGCUUGCCACAGAGAGAGAAGCAGGGCCAGCGAAGCAGCCUGGUGUCUGCAGCGAGCCCUGUCCCACAGGAGCCUUCCCUGCCCUCCUCUCGCUGAAGUGAGCCAGAGUGCGGUGCUUCAGAGUCCUCGGACUGCAGGAAUAUUGAUCUUCUCUCAUCUCUGUUGUGGGAUUUUAAAUCUUUCCCAAGGGUCAAAUGAUAAUGAGAAACCCUUUAAGCACUAAGAAAGGAUUAUUUGGUUUUGUGUACAAAGACUUAAAGGAAUGAUUUCAAAAUUGUUUUAAGCCUCAGAUCAGAGUCAUGGAGGAUUUUGCCACACUAGUAUGCUUUCAUUCUUCAUCCAGUGGCAUCUAGCCUUCAGGGCGUGCCUUCUGAC
Acomys russatus (golden spiny mouse) is the source of this 1486-nucleotide messenger RNA. RefSeq names its product tRNA methyltransferase 10A (gene Trmt10a). The transcript has 8 exons. The record is from RefSeq and is a predicted model, not a curated record. Bases 176 to 1207 code for a protein of 343 amino acids. Gene Ontology annotation, molecular function: tRNA binding. Gene Ontology annotation, cellular component: nucleoplasm; cytosol; nucleus. NCBI's taxonomy places the organism in Eukaryota, Metazoa, Chordata, Mammalia, Rodentia, Muridae. Gene Ontology annotation, biological process: tRNA N1-guanine methylation.